AGCUCAUGACCUCCCAACUGUAACCUAGCAACUGUAACCCAGCAGCUCAUGACCUCCCAACUGUAACCUAGCAACUGUAACCCAGCAGCUCAUGACCUCCCAAGUAUUACUACACCCGGAUGAUGACUUGACCCAGGACGAUGAGCAGAUCUGGAGCUCACUCAUUGACCAGGUCAAGGUCGGGGAUACUCCUCGCAAAUCUCAGGAGCUCGAGGUAGCCCCAAAGCCUACCUUUUGUGUAAAGACCAAGGACAAAGAAGGAAACAAAGUUUUCAUCAACAUUUGCACCACCGACUCUAUUCCAGAGCCCAAGAAGAAAACUGUAGACGACUUGGUGAAAAUGUUGGAUAGUGAAGAGGAAAUGUUAGCGGCUGACUACAGAAUACCAAUGAGUAUUGGGGAGACUCCGCAUGCAGAGGUGGACAAGAAAGGCCAGGGUUGCAGUGUGCACGAUAUAGCUAUAAACCCUAACUACGUAAAGACCAUCAAGGAGGAACCAGCCUUUAUGAACUUCUUCCUUCAAGUUGUAUUUGAAGGUCUUACUGCUAAGUUUAAUAUUGAACUAGAGUGGGACUGGUUGAUACUGAAGAACCGAACGCACGUGGGCCGUGUUAAACCGCACAUGAUCAGAACUUACCGUAAACCAGUUAUACAGGAGAUGGAGAAGACGGAGAGUACAAGUAAGAGACCUGUCAAGAAAACCAGUAAACACACUCAACCCGCUCCUAAACCCGACUACAUCCUCCUUCAGGAGCCGAUAGAAGGAACUCCAAACUACCUGAUAAUAGAAGUGUGGCUACCAGGAAUAGAGUCCUCUUCUAAACUAACUCUAGAUGUAGGAGAAGACAGACUGACCCUGCAUGCCCACCCUGCCAAGUACUUCCUGGACAUUGAGCUGCCCUACGAUGUGGUUCCCAUGGAGAGUGGUGCUCAGUAUGAUACAGAGGUUCAGCUGCUUACUGUGGCUUUAAUGACCACGUGUGCUGUGGAGCUACCCAGCAAGCCUGAUAGAGUUAUUUCUCUUGAUAGAGAGAGGUUCUUACGGGAUUUGAACAAGAAUGAUAAUUGAGAAGGGUGUGUGUUACAGGAGAUUUUCUCAGCUUUGAAGCAUUUUUUACCCGAAGGGUUGACUCAAAGAGUUUUAUAACUGUCAAGUAUUUGUAAAUAGGCGUUGUAACAUUUUCAGAUAUUUAUUAUUUAUCUUUACAGAAAAUAAGCCGCUUUUAAUCUCAUUUCCAAAUCGGCACCUGUAACGUUAGCAGCAUCUUCGACUACGCAUACUAUUGAGUUUUUAAAGUUUCCCUCGUGCCCAUAGUUGUUCAUGCUAGCCCAGAUAAACUUCCCGCUCAAUUCCAGUUACAUCUAAUAACAUAAUUACUAAACCCUAAAUGGCUCUGUUUAGUUAUAUAAUCGAUUGAUGAUAUUGGUUUAAUAAUUAACGACUAAUUGGCCAAUUAAUUGAUUAUUGAAUUAAUAUAUAAUUAGCCAUUUAAUCAAUCAAUUUGCCAAUCCAUAACG
Bolinopsis microptera is the source of this 1518-nucleotide messenger RNA. RefSeq names its product PIH1 domain-containing protein 1-like. The transcript is spliced from 6 exons. The record is from RefSeq and is a predicted model, not a curated record. Gene Ontology annotation, cellular component: R2TP complex; cytoplasm; ribonucleoprotein complex. NCBI's taxonomy places the organism in Eukaryota, Metazoa, Ctenophora, Tentaculata, Lobata, Bolinopsidae. Bases 92 to 1069 code for a protein of 325 amino acids. Gene Ontology annotation, biological process: rRNA processing; box C/D snoRNP assembly.